Molecule: messenger RNA, 2940 nt
Organism: Trichosurus vulpecula (common brushtail)
Lineage: Eukaryota; Metazoa; Chordata; Mammalia; Diprotodontia; Phalangeridae
Gene: BLMH
Product: bleomycin hydrolase
Exons: 12
Coding region: 670-2046 (458 amino acids)
Biological process (GO): proteolysis; response to toxic substance; L-homocysteine catabolic process
Cellular component (GO): cytoplasm
Molecular function (GO): cysteine-type aminopeptidase activity
Source: RefSeq, a predicted model, not a curated record
AAUGUGACCUUGGGCAAGUCACCCCUGAGCUCCGUUUCCUCCUCGGUAAAAUGUGGGGGUGGGACCAGCCGGCCUCGGGGGUCCCUUCCAGCCCCAGAUCUAGGGUUUCUCUUUUGCGUCUGGCUCCAGUACCCCCCAGGCACACAAUAGGCGCUCAAUGCUUCCUGACUGAGGUUACCUGUUGAUUGCAUGGUCAGUAAGUGAGUGGCCGCGGCAGCCCCACUACUGGGGAGACCCUCUACGGCCUCCGGACCUGGACCGGGAUGGGGGGUGGGGAGGGGCCCGGAGGCACCUCCGCCGCCGGCGUUGCCGUCGUCACGGAGCCGGCCCGCCCCGCCCCCCGGGCGGGGCCAGCUCCCCCGACGGCGCUGACUCAGCAACGCGAGGGGCGAGGUUUGUCCCUCGGCGGACCCCGUUUAUCCCUCCCGGCCUCGCCGGGGCCGAGCCAGUUUCCUCUUUCCGGCGCUCGGGGUGUCCGCCAGCCCUAUCCUGCCGCUUGUCCCGCUCACUCCAGCCCCGCUCCGCUCGCCCCGGCGCCUGCCCCCGCCCGCCGGACCCGCACCCGAACCGGACCCACACCCGGACCAGCCGCCGCCAGCGCCGCCCCCGGCCCGCCUCGGGAACCCCGGACAGCGACCGUUACGAGGCCGCGCGCGCGCCGACCUCGCCAUGAACGACGCUAUGUGUGACCGGCCGGCGGGCCUGAACCUCCGCAAGGUGGCCGCUGUGAUGCAGAAGCUGAGCAGCGACCCCCUGUUCUCCCUGGCCCAGAACGUGGGCAGCACCCACGACCUGCUGGACGUGUGUCUGCGGCGCUCCACCGUGCAGGACACGCAGCAUGUCUUCCAGCAUGCCGUGCCCCAGGAGGGCAAGCCCGUCACCAACCAGAAGAACUCAGGGAGAUGCUGGAUCUUUUCAUGUCUGAAUGUCAUGAGACUUCCUUUCAUGAAAAAGUUAAAUAUCGAAGAAUUCGAAUUCAGUCAGUCUUAUCUGUUUUUCUGGGACAAGGUUGAACGCUGUUACUUCUUUUUGAAUGCUUUUGUGGAAACGGCCGAGGAACCGGAGGAUGGAAGGCUGGUGCAGUUCUUACUUACUAAUCCUGCAAAUGACGGCGGACAGUGGGAUAUGUUAGUCAAUAUUGUCGAAAAAUACGGACUUGUUCCUAAGAAGUGCUUCCCUGAGUCUCAUUCAACAGAGGCAUCUAGAAGAAUGAAUGACAUUCUGAAUCACAAGAUGAGAGAAUAUUGUAUACGACUUAGAAACUUGGUAAAAAGUGGAGCAACAGAAGAAGAUAUCUGUAUCACCCGGGACACCAUGAUGGAAGAGGUCUUCCGAGUGGUCAGCAUCUGCUUGGGCACCCCACCAGACAAAUUUACCUGGGAGUAUCGAGACAAGGAUAAGACUUACCAUAAGAUUGGACCCAUCUCACCCUUGGAGUUCUACAGGGAACAUAUCAAGCCUUUCUUCAACAUGCAGGACAAGAUUUGUCUAGUGAAUGACCCUCGGAGUCAGCAUAAGUACAACAGGCUGUACACCGUGGAGUAUUUGAGCAAUAUGGUUGGUGGGAGAAAAACCCUGUACAACAACCAGCCCAUUGACUUCUUGAAAAAGAUGGUCGCAGCCUCCAUUAAAGACGGAGAGGCUGUGUGGUUUGGCUGCGAUGUUGGAAAACACUUCAACGGGAAGCUGGGCAUCAGCGACAUGCAGAUCUAUGACCAUGAGCUGGUGUUUGGUGUCUCCUUGAAGAACAUGAACAAAGCAGAGAGGUUGACUUUUGGUGAAUCCCUGAUGACUCAUGCCAUGACCUUCACGGCGGUCACGGAGGGUGCUCAUGAGGGAACAUAUGAAAAAUGGAGAGUGGAGAAUUCCUGGGGUGAAGACCAUGGCCACAAAGGCUACCUGUGCAUGACAGACCAGUGGUUCUCUGAGUACGUAUACGAGGUGGUCGUGGACAAGAAGCAUGUGCCAGAGGAUGUGCUCGCCGUCCUGAAGCAGGAGCCCAUCGUGCUUCCGGCCUGGGACCCCAUGGGGGCUUUGGCCAAAUGACUCCCAUGGCCUCCAGCUCUCACUUCCUCAAGCACAACGGGAAGUCCUGGGGACUGAAGCCAAAGUGGAGGAGGUGAUGUUGAUGUUGCCGGGCCUAGUCAGACUCCUGGUUUGCUGAGCCCCUCGCUCCAGGAGCCUCUUGGGGAAUUGUGCUUUCUGCUGUACUGUGGAAUCCAAACACUCUCAUUUCAGACAGGCUACUCUUUAAAAACAAAAAGACCAGGUCAUACUGUUUCCUCUCCUCAAUCCCAGUCACUCAGGCUCUUGUCACAAGCUCUGCCUGAUUCAGAGGGAGGGGGGAGGGGGGAAAUCUCUUAGUGUUUUAAUCAAACUAAAAAAAAAGAAAAGAAAAAAUUGAACUCCGUAGAGCAGAGAAAGACCUUUAGGCCAUAGGGGGAUGGAGACAGUUGGGCUGCUUUUCCCCAUUGCCUGUGGUUCUCAGGUUUCAGAUGGAAAAUGUCACCCUAAGAUUUAAGCCCAUAGAGCUGCAUGCCACUUGACCAAUGACGGAGACUCUGCCACUGUGGUCGCUGAAUUUCAUCUUUUCCAUUGUAGCUUUAUCUGCCUCUACCAGCUUGGGAUGGGGAUGGGGAUGGAGGGCGCCAACUUCAGCCUGCUUGCCAUGGCUUGGAGUUACAAGGUGGGGGGAGGGGAAAGGACACAUCACCACCCGCUAAAAUCCCAUUGAAGUUGGGGCUCAGGAAGUUGAGGUGAGACAGUGACCAAAAUCAUAUCAUGACCUGAAUUUAAAAAAAAAUAGGGGAAUCUCUAGCCAAAUGGUGUCAUUUUAAACUUCUGCAUCUGAAGGGGGGCAGGGCGGGAGUGGGGCUGCAUUCUUUAAGACAACUAGAUGGUGCUGUGAAGCUUUGGAAUAAAACAUUUUCCUAAAUGAGA